GCGCGCGCCGGGCAGUCAUGGCGGCGGCGGCCCCCGCGGCGUGGCGGCGGGCGCUGCACGGAGCGGCGCCGGCCCGGGACGUCCUGCUGUUCGAGCACGAGCGGGGCCGCCUCUUCGGCUUCCUGGGCCUCUUCUGCGCCGGCCAGGGGGUGUUGUGGACGGCGCUGGCCGCCGCCGCGCUGGCCGGCCCGCCCAGACCCGCGCCGCCCCCCGCAGCGGAAGCGGAAGUGCCGGCGGCGCCCGCGCGGGGCUCCGCCCUCUGGCGCUACGGCCUGGCCCUCGGCUGCGCCGCCGUCGGGUCCCUGGUGCUGACCGCAGGGCUGCUCUUCUCCCACCGGUCCGUGCGUUCGGUGCUGCUGCGAGCGGGGGGCCAGCAGGUGACCGUCACGACUCACGCCCCCUUGGGCCUGGGAGCCGAGUUCACCGUGCCCCUGCGCCACGUGUCCUGCCUGGCCCACCGGAGCGAGGUGCCCGCCGUGCUGCCCCUCAAGGUUAAGGGCAGGCGCUUCUACUUCCUCCUGGACAAGGCCGGACGUUUCCCCAACCUGCGGCUCUUCGACGUCACGGUGGGAGCCUACCGGAGUCUGUGAGGGCGGAGGGGCCGGGGGCCGGACUCCACGGUCGGAGCUGGGGCUAGAGACCGGGAAGAAGAAAUAAAAACGAAGGAAAACCAACA
Ornithorhynchus anatinus (platypus) is the source of this 676-nucleotide messenger RNA. It is a transcript of the gene TMEM223, whose product is annotated as transmembrane protein 223. Gene Ontology annotation, biological process: nervous system development. NCBI's taxonomy places the organism in Eukaryota, Metazoa, Chordata, Mammalia, Monotremata, Ornithorhynchidae. Gene Ontology annotation, cellular component: mitochondrion. The record is from RefSeq and is a predicted model, not a curated record. The transcript has 2 exons. Bases 18 to 590 code for a protein of 190 amino acids.